Rotaria sordida is the source of this 1131-nucleotide messenger RNA. Lineage: Eukaryota; Metazoa; Rotifera; Eurotatoria; Philodinida; Philodinidae. The record is from the annotation of a GenBank genome assembly.
AUGGGAAAAGGUGGACAUAAUACAUUUAUUAAAAGUAAUGAUAAUCAACAAUCAGAUUUAACAUCAUUAUCAACAUUACCUCAUCGAUUACCGACACUAUCUGAAAUCAAACUUAAAAUACCAUCUCAUUGUUUUCGUCCAACAGUUCGUCAAUCGAUAAGUUAUGUUAUUAAAGAUAUUAUUUAUGUUAUAUUAACAUUUAUUGUCAUGUAUCAAAUUCAAAACAUAUUUAAAUAUGGUUUUUUAUUUUUUCCUAUUUAUUGGUGUAUACAAGGUACUCUUUAUACAUCACUUUUUGUACUUGGACAUGAUUGUGGACAUGGAAGUUUUAGUUCAUAUCAAUUAUUAAAUGAUAUUAUUGGAACUAUCUUACACACUUGGAUAUUAGCACCAUAUUAUACAUGGAAGCUUACCCAUAAUAAACAUCAUAAGAAUACAUGUAAUAUUGAUAAAGAUGAGAUUUUUUAUCCACAACGUGGUAUAUAUUAUGAACCAUCAUUAUUAGAUGAUAUUCUCUUUUGGUUUCCGGGUAUUGGUUGGUUUUAUUAUUUAAUAAAUGGUUAUGCACCAAGAACAAUUAAUCAUUUUAAUCCAUUUGAAUCCUUAUUCUAUAAUCGACAUUUCGUUGGUGCUUGUUCUUCACUCGGUACAUAUUUAGGAAUGUGCUAUUUAAUGUAUCUUUAUGCAAGUUCAUUUGGUUUCAUUAAUUUACUUGUUUAUCAUUUAAUACCAGUAUUUAUUUUUGCCUGUUAUAUGGUUAUUAUAACGAUGUUACAUCAUACAGAAAUUGAUAUACCCUGGUAUGCUGAUUCUGAAUGGAAUAAUGUAAAAGGACAAUUAUCAACUAUUGAUCGUAAUUACGGUUAUGUACAUUCAGUACUACAUUCUAUUGGUACACAUCAAAUUCAUCAUCUUUUUACUAAAGUACCUCAUUAUCAUUUAGAAGAAGCAACAAUACAUUUUCGUAAAGCAUUUCCUGAUUUAGUUCGUUGUAAUGAUGAAUCAAUUCUAUUUGCAUUUUCACGUAUGUUCAAAAUCUUUCUACAACAACGAAGUAUUGAAGAUGAUGUACGAGUGUUUACAUAUACCGAAGAUGGUAAUCAUAACAAUAAUCAAAAAAAGAAUUCAUAA